AUGCGUCGAUCUGACACUUCUCAUCUCACAACAUGUGGUUUUCAUGAAUCACGAUUGGUGUAUGAAGGUGCAGUACUGGUAUGCGAAUGCGAAGGUUGCAUAAUAAACGUAUAUUUCCGGUAUGAAAUAUUGCAAUAUGUUAGCCAUUUGAACUUGCAUAUAGGGUUGUUUGAUGAAACAGAUCGGGACAACAAGCGAACUUACAAAUGUCGCUGGAAAGCUCGGCUUCUUCGGGAGCACUGUAGCCGGCAUGUAGUGAAUCUCAAGUGCGAACGUUGUGCUAUAAUGGUAGGAAGCCCAUCGGCGCUUCAUCGUCAUAUACUUACUGUACAUAAACAAAAACUUACACUGAAACAAAAACUUUAUCGUUGUUUGCGGAAUGAAAUUUCGUUGGCAGAAACAAAUCAUAAAUUGACAAAUCACGAUUACAGUCCUUACACACAUCUUUGCCAUGUAUGCUUUGCAAAAUAUACGAAUGGUUUCGGUCUGACUCGGCAUCUUAAAGUGAAACACAAUUUCACGAUCCCAACUGGGUUCACACGUUUUCAAUAUAAGAAAUGUGCUGACGUAGUGUUGGCAGAUACCAUAUGA
Molecule: messenger RNA, 591 nt
Organism: Dracunculus medinensis (Guinea worm)
Lineage: Eukaryota; Metazoa; Nematoda; Chromadorea; Rhabditida; Dracunculidae
Source: the annotation of a GenBank genome assembly